Messenger RNA from Varroa destructor (honeybee mite), 821 nucleotides. RefSeq lists its product as uncharacterized. NCBI's taxonomy places the organism in Eukaryota, Metazoa, Arthropoda, Arachnida, Mesostigmata, Varroidae. The record is from RefSeq and is a predicted model, not a curated record.
UAAACAAAUUUUAUUGUGAACUGACGGUUAUAUUGGCUGUUGCCAAUUGAGUUAUAUUAUCACGUGAUCUCUUGCCCAACCCAAGCGACGUUACACAAUCAACAUAGACAAUGAAAACCGUUGCGACCGCUGUCUGCAUUAUCUUGGCCUUUUGUCUCGGUGGCGCUCUGAGUGAAGGUGGCGGAUCCUCCACAGAGAACGUCCAGGAUUGGAUGUAUCCGGACGAGUUGUUACAGCGAGCGCGAGCCUUGCUUGAGGCACAAGGACGAGGCAAUGGCGCUAGAUUGUACACUGUGCCACAGGAAAGUGGCCCCCUUGCGUUUCUUAAACGUGGAGUUAUGAUGGGCGUUGAUUUACCAGACUUCAUUAUGUCAUCACAGCAGGGUCAAGGCGGCGUAGGAACCAAAAACAUACAGAACCUCAAGCAGAGACUUUUUCAAAGUGGGCGCAGGCGUUAAAGCAUUUCGUCCAUCUUUGCUGUACUGACUACAACAUGGGGUUUCUCUGCUUGAAGAAAACGAAUUCUAGCAUGAAAAGAAGUAUGACAAUCGUCGACAAACGUUAGCUCGCCUCGUUAGCUAUCAGGCUGAUUAGAGGGGGAGAAUACCGUGAUGAGAGACAAAGAACGGUACCCGUGAUACUAUCGGGUGAUCUCUAACAUACUAAGUAUAAUACAACUAGAAAUAUAGAUGAUGCGCUAUAGAAUAUCUGCGAUACCCGGUAAGAAAAUCUUCCUAUAGAAAUUACCGACGCUUUUUAAUCAUACAAUUAGAAAAAGUUAAGCAAAUAAAUGCAUGCAUAUUAGAUUGGUCAAAAAUUAA